AUGCCACGCGCUCCGCCUCAAUCGCCGGCGCUCGAGCAGCUUGGCCUCGAAGAGCUCCACGACCUGCACUCAGCCGUGCUGCUCGCCGUCGUGCGUGCGCAUGGCGUGCCGGCGGCCAUCAGCCUCGUCGGCGCCAGCUUGCAGUCUCUCGCGAGUGCGGCCGCUUUGCAAAAACCGAGUGGCGUUGCAUUGUCCAUAGCCUCGACGUCGGAUCGAUGGCGCGACGCCGCACGCGCUGCGAGAGAGCUGCCAGAUCCGUGGCGCAACGAGGUCCAAGUCAGCACGGCACUCGGCGUCCGGAGGCGCUAUGAUGCUGCGAGCCGCACGUGGACUGCUGAUGCCGUCCUGGUAAGGCUUGAGCGUGAUCCCUUUGCUCGUGGCGGAAUGCGCCUAUGCCACCGUUGCAAGGUGCUGCAAAGCGCACAGCAAGGAUGGCACGGUGCGGGCACGAAUUUCGUCGCCAAGGAGUAUGCAGCCAAUGAGCCCGACAGCGUCGCUCUGCUGGAGGCAGACUGCCGGAUGCAGGGGCAGGCCAAGGCAUUUGCGAUGGCCUUCAAUGCGCAGCGCGUGCCCAAGCCCGUCGACUUUGUUCAGUGCUGGAUGCUGGCGCUUCCCGGCCGCGGCCACUUUGCCGUCGAGCCAUUCCUCUCGGGCGAUUUCACAAAAUACUCGUCCAACUCGGGCUAUGUGACGGAUGAGAUCAUCCGCUACACGCCGCACGCGUUCAGCCACUUCACGUUUGAGUAUUCGCGCGGCAGGGAGAUCGUCGUCGACGUGCAGGGCGUCGGCGAUAUGCUCACGGACCCGCAGGUCCACACGCGGAGCGGCGAGGGGUUCGGGCGCGGCAACAUGGGCCUGAGAGGGAUGGCGCUCUUCUUUGCGAGCCACGAGUGCAAUCCGAUCUGCAAGAGGCUCGGGCUGCACCCGUUCGCACGGCACGCCGCGUCCUCGGCAGCGACGGUGCCCGCGGCCACGGCGGCGGGCGAGGAGGUGGGCCCGCUCGCUCUGAUCGUCGCGCCGCCCGCGAGGCCGAUCGCGACGGCCGUCGAGAGCAGCGAGCGGCUGCACGCGCCGAUCCAUUUUGCGCUCGCGCUGCUGCACGCGCGCUCGGUCCGAUCGGGCGAUGAGAGCCUGGGGCCGGGCGUGUUCGCGACGCCCGCGCGAGGUCUCUACCACCUCGCGGCGAGCGCGGCGCUCGGCCACUUGCCCGCGAUCACGGCGCUAGCCUGCUUGCAUUCGCAGGCUCGUCCGCGCAAGGGCGUGCUGGCGGCGCUGGCGGACUCGCUGCAGAGGCCGCUCGGAAAGGACGAGACGUUGGCGACUCGGUACACGCUGCAGGCGGCGGAGGCGGGCGUCGCGAGCGCGAUGAGCGCGGUCGCGCUCGCGUACGAGCACGGCGUGGGCGUGGAGGAGAGCGCGGCCAAGGCGGCAAAGUGCGAGUAUGACGUGCUGUCGGCGCUGGCGAGGCUGUACGAAGCGGGAGACGGCGAUCUGCGGCGCGACGAGCGGAUGGCUCCCGGAGCGCCACUGAACAUGGCUGACACAGCACGCGCGCCGAAGAAGUGUGCGAUGCCACUGUUCGCAGACACGAGUGACAGCGCGACCACCGUCAAGCUCACGGUCCCCGACAGCCCUCAAGCCUUCAGCUGGUGCCAAGACAUCCGUAAAGUUGAAAGCAGAACGUCCGCCAAAUCCGUGCUUUCGCGCUACCUGAGGGGAAAGCCGCUGAUCGAGCCCAGCGUGCCCGCGGCCGCCUCCCGCGCAGCACCGCCGCUGCGGAAUCGGAUCGAUCCCAUGGAGGAGGAGGGCGCAAAAGCCGCGCUCCAGGAGCACGCCAAGAUGCAAUGGCUCGCUUGCUUCGAUUCAGCUCUCUCGGCAGCAGAAGUGGGGCUGGAGCGGGUGGGGGUGGAUGCCGAUUGA
This is a messenger RNA of Emiliania huxleyi CCMP1516, 1920 nucleotides long. RefSeq lists its product as hypothetical. The transcript has 5 exons. The record is from RefSeq and is a predicted model, not a curated record. The coding region runs from base 1 to 1920 and encodes 639 amino acids. Lineage: Eukaryota; Haptophyta; Isochrysidales; Noelaerhabdaceae. Gene Ontology annotation, biological process: protein phosphorylation. Gene Ontology annotation, molecular function: protein binding; elongation factor-2 kinase activity; ATP binding.